This is a messenger RNA of Colletotrichum navitas, 1666 nucleotides long. RefSeq lists its product as uncharacterized. The record is from RefSeq and is a predicted model, not a curated record. Lineage: Eukaryota; Fungi; Ascomycota; Sordariomycetes; Glomerellales; Glomerellaceae. The coding region runs from base 186 to 1589 and encodes 467 amino acids. The transcript is spliced from 4 exons.
CCUGUCUGUCAGCGUUGCUGUGGAAACAAACACCACUGGCGCGGUUCCCCCGCAAUGCCAAAUUGACAUCCGGAGCUUCACCAUCAAUCAUGCAACCGGCCAUACCAUCCUCAAGUUUGGGGGCGUUACUGCACCCGCAUCAACAUCAUCUUUGGUAUCAUCAGUUUUCUUUUUGAUCUUUCUUAAUGCUGACGAGACCUGUCGACAUCUCGGCCUGGCUAUCGCAAAUCCCUAAUGGCGACGGCGCCAACUUUGACGCGACCGACCGACCGCCGAACCGUCAUCAAGUAGUCAACCCAGGGUACCGUAAACGACACAGACACCCGAUCUCCCCCCCCGUCUCAGAUGAUCUUGGCUCCGAGAUUAUGGCACAUGAUCCCCCGACGCCGACGGCCAAGCGCCAGAAGAUAGGCCACACAAUCGAGGAUGUCGAUGCGACGCCCAAGCAGGGCAGCAUCUACCAGAACAGUCUUCCGCCCCCAUCAUCGUCCAGCCAGUUACCCAGCGAAUCUUCCGAAACCCCUUCCGAUGUAUCCGGUCGAUCAUCCCCGACCAAGAAGCUCGCCAAAAUGGCCCUCGAUGUCAACGAACCUCUUGAGACGAGACCCUUCACAAGGCCUGACAGCAUACCCGACGGGCCGCUGCUCAGUCUGUUCGAGAAGAUGGAAUAUUUGGGCUGCGCUGAGGGCUUGCUGCCUGUCAAAAUGGAGAGUGAAUUCCAAGAUGCGGCCAGAAGUGGCAAGAUUGCCCGUAUGGGAAGAGCGGCUUUCGACUCGUCUGGGAAGAGAGACAGGCUCGGGCCGACACCGGCCAUUGACGACGUGCUAGCGAUUGUCCGGGAGGCAUCGCACUGCCAGGAGCUUCAGCAUACGGAGCACAGCUGGAAUUGCGCCGUUCAUUUCCCUUUACUUCGCUUGGCUAUCCACGGCUGCUACGCGAGGAAGAACCAGCUCGUCGACUUCGACUCUUGCACGCACGCCAGACCAAACAAGGCCUAUCGCCACAAAUCCACAUGGUACCCGGCAACCAUGGUCGACUUCGCUAUCGUCCUUCGGCCCCGUAGCGUCGAGGAUAGCCGCGGUCCGAUCGUACAUGCUAUCGACCAGCUGCGGAGACAGCUCCCAGGGGAAUCCAUCAAUCACACCGACCACUAUCCAUUCCUCUUCGACCCCAUCGCCGUCAGCAUCGAGACUAAGAGGCCUGAUAAUGGUGAGCAGAAGCAGGCGCUCCAGACGGGCUCGUGGCAGGCCGCUCAAUGGCGCUUCCUUCACCACCUCGUCGAGAAGCGGUUGCUUGCCAUGGAUCCGGGUCGUGAGCCGGGCCCAGAGCUCGAGGAACACUGCCACAAGGUUUUGGACAAGCUCGGCUAUCUCCCAGCUAUAUUCGUUCGUGGCCAUCAUUGGUUUUUCGCAGCGACGACAAGGCAGGGCCGCAGCACGACUCUCUGGAGGGAGGUGGAUCUUGGCACCACUCGGACUGCGCUUGGGGUAUAUAGCAUCAUCUACGCCAUCCAGCUCCUCGCGCAGGAUACACGUGACCACUUUUGGCCGUGGUUUCUUGACAAUGUUUUGGGAAUCCCGUCCGUCUGACAGGCACACCUGCGCACCAUCGAUCGAUAGAGGUAAAGGCGUAGAUCGAUUGAUCUGCCACGGGCGGCUCGUCCGUC